AUGCGAUGCAGCCCAGGGAUCGGUCCAUUUAAGGGUGAGCCACUGGAAACUGUUUGUGCAAGGCCGAGGAUGGGAACUCUUGGUUUUGGACUGUUCAGCCUACUUUUGUUUUCCCUCUACACGUCUGCUGAGUUCGGUAGAGUUUCUGUGUUUUGCGUGUAACAAUGAUGGUGUUUGUUUUCUAGAUCUUGUCUUAUGGUCGUUUUCUGUAAGUCCUAUGUACCUGCUAUUGUCCUUACGUGUGACGGUGGCUUGAUAGGUAACUGAUGAUUGAAGGCAGUUUCCGUCGAAUUGGCAGUUGCAGUUGUUUUGCCAUCAUAGCGUAUCCUUUUAUUAAGCUCACCCCACAAUAGCGCAAAUAAAAGAUGCAACCUCUGCCUUAAAGAAAAUUCCUAAUCAUCUGCCGACCUGAUUUGUCAUCACUUGACAAACGUAAUGAACUCGUGUCUUCAUGAUGUCACAGAGACAAAGCGUUGCUGCGUAACAGCUGAACAAAGCAUCUAAAUUUACCGCCACAUUUAUUAUGCAAAUUUUAUUGUCUUUAAACGAUGGUUACAAACAUUCUUGCCAUUAAAAUCCCCUGUAGAGUGAUUCUAUCACGAAACAGGCUUUUCGGGAUAAAGCGUAAUCUCUUUGUUUUUUCCUUAACCAGUUCAUACGCUCUACUUCUAUGUCUCCAGCACUGUGAUACGGGGAAACCGAAACAUAAACUUCCUAUAUAUGUAUAUAUCAUACCAUAUCAUACGCCACAGCAGAUCUAUGAUUCUCUCUUUAAAAAUGCCGAGUAUGCGAAUUCAGUAAGGAAGAGGCAAAACCGAAAGUGCUUAUUUCUCUUGGUUAAACUUUUCUUUUGACGUCAAUAACUCUUGUAAACAAAUUCACGAUGCAAAGCUUCAAUUAAAUUUUGUUUUGGAUUAACUAUGGGAAUGCAAAAAGUCGAAGGGAUUGAGAAACUUGCAAAAGCUUUGGUUCCUUUGAAAUUUAUCGUAAAAAAAAUAUGCUUUCCCAAAAAUUUCUGGCAUCUCUCUUCGAGGGCUCCGCAAACUGGCAAAGAUACAAUUAGUUAAACCUCAGAGACAAGAGGUUCUAUUCAUUAAUUAACAGUACAAAAGAAGCUGGUCCAUUGGCGCCUGUCUCGUCGCUAAUAAAUAUUUUAUUUCUUUCAUUUUUACAAAAGAGGCCAAAUGUUCUGAGAGUUUCGUUGGCCUUGCUAAAGCUUGGAUGCCAGUUACUCAAUUUAACAAGUGGAAUUAGUCGAAAGAAUUAUCCCGAAUGUAAUUUAAAAUACCCUCAUUUUGCGGUAAGUAUUAAUGAAGGUCAGGAAACUAUUAUAAGGAAACAUAAUUCCCAUUUUGGAAGUCCUAUAGAUUAAGAUUGAGGUCUUGGCAAAGUAAAUUGAGUGAGUGAUAUAUACGUUUCAAUGGAAUAUGAACUAAACUCGUUUGUUAUUUUCUCGAGAAUAGUAGAGAAUGCGUAGCAGAUAUUUAUGAUAUUUGAGUUAUUUGUAUCAUAUAAGAUGUUUAGAGAAUAAUGCAGGAGCGCGCGUAGAUUCGAUGUCGAUCGAUGAUGUUUUACGUCUGACCGAAAAUCUUUCAAACAGGAAGCCUGAAAAGUUAUUUCUUUGUGGUUCAAACUAAAUUUUCACAUGCAACACAGGUCUGCUAAUUAAAAUCAGAGCAGAUUAAGUUUAUAACUAACCGAAGAGUCACUUGCUGGAUUUUUCUCUGCUUUUCCGAAUUUCUGGGCUAUGCAUUGAUGCAUUUCUUACCUCGUAUUUUUAUAUUGUCUCUCCUGAAUUAUCUCUAGAUGUAAAGUUUGGGAAAUUUUAGCGAACAAGGCCGCUUCUCGUUUUCUUUCUUGAUCGAGUAUGCAGAAUUUUCAAUUCUCGGGUUAAUUUCAAUAUAUAUGCAUAAGGGAUUUUUCCCAGGCUAAUACGCAAACUAAGCUGUAAGCAAAAACAAAACAAAGAAACACGAGUUUUGAGGGUUCUUACAACUUUACGUUCACAUUGAUAGCCUAGUUGCAAUACAGGGGUUUUAGUUGUGCUGCAUGAUUAGAUGCCUAGUUAAUUAGAAGGCUAAGUCCGUGUAGUUUGGCAGAAGUGAAUCAGAAACGCGCUGGACCAAAAUAUAUAAUUCAGCUGAAAAUUUAUCCUGGUAUUGGCGUGGGAAUGUUUUUUUUUAUUAUUUUUCAUUUUACCAUGGUGAGGUGUACGUUAGCUUGCAUGUCUGAGGGUUUAAUGUUGCCUUUCAUUUACAGAAAUCAAAUCAAAGCUGCAUCAAGAUGAACAAGAUAAAGAAAACGUUUGACUUACUCUCCCUGAUAUCGGUGUUAUACUUAUUAAAUGUUUCAGUUGGCAAACAGUGCAAAACAGCAGAAGCAUCUAUUUCGGGGAAAGCUCUCAUGGGUUACACGUUUAAAUCUUUGGCUGUGCGGGCACCGUUUGAAUGUCAAGUACGUUGUGAGAACACUUUUCAUUGUCAGAGUUACAACUUUUUCUUACCGAGAAAAAUUUGUGAAUUAAACAACAGAACUAAGGAAGCAAGACCACGAAACUUUGUCACGGAUGAAGAUCGAUUUUACGUGAGGAGCUGGCCUAACAGAGGUAAAGUGUUGAUAAAAGUGGAUUAUAGCUUUGCUUCUGCAGGACGUUGUCCCAGGACUUAUAGUAAACGAAAUUAGGAAAAUCAUCUCGAAAAUUUUGUUAUUUCUUAGUAUGCACAUUUAGCUCAGAAAAUUCGUCUCCUUAACUGAAAAAGAAUAAUUAAUCGAACAGCUUGGCAUUUCAAAACAAACAUCAAAUCUUGUAGCUGAAUGUUCCAUGGGAUAUUCUGUUGGAAUCAAGUAAAACUUUUGUAUUUUUAGAAAAGACAACGUAGCGGCUUUCUUGUCUGACCAAGUUCAGAUACCUUUAGCGAGAACAUAAGUAUGGGUUUUGGAAUCGCUUUCCAUUGUUGCGUAUACAUCUGACACUCUCAAGAGGUACGAAAGCAGCUUUUAAUCGAAAUUCUGUGAAAAUAUUAAAAACUACCUCCAUUAAGUUAUCUCUUUCCUAUCUCUUGGUCGCAUUUGCCUUUCAUUACGACUACGUUUUUGCAAAUAUGAGCAUAUCAGAAAAACAUAAACAAAGAUUUACAUGACUGCAGCUGAUUUAAAAUAUUUCUUUGACGCGUUUCCAUUUCGCCAUCAUUUUUCAGUUUCCCUAGGCACCAUUCCUGAGUUGUCAGCUGAGUCCUGUAUGGAGAUCGUCUCCAGCGAAGAAGAAAAGGUUGUCAGCGGUUUGUACUGGCUUAAUUUCAGAGAGCUGGGAAUAAUAAAGGUAAUUGCUCUCCCCGUCUGCAGAGAAAUCGCAGUGAUUGCUUAAAUUGGUCGAGCUUUUUUUUUUCUGAGAUCCUGUUCAUCAUGCAUUUUCGUGGCACUUCGUAAUUCAGAAAAUAUCAUCAACUACUACGCCGAGACAAUUUGAUCUUGGCGUCUUGACAUUACGCUCAUCCAUAUCCAUCCAUUCGUAAGUUUAUCCGUGUAUGCGCAUUUAACGCAUGUCUACACGGGUGGGCAAACUGAAGAAACAGAAUGAUAGUCUUAUUUGAAAAUGCUAUGUCGACUCCAAGUUUUAUUUUCAUUAAGUUUUCCCCGCUUUAGAGCGCGGAAGAUUUUCUGUGAAGUAUACACGUACUCGACUUCAACUUUUACGGCUGAGCUACUCGACAUAUUAAGAUUUGCCCGUAUAUUCUGAGAAGUUUACAAAUAUUUAAGAGAGAACAUUGAUCAUAAGAACUUGACUAAAACAUUCGUUAAAACUAACGAUAUCUUUCUCACCAUCAUAAACGGUGUUACUUUCUCUCCCUAGACACUUUUUUGUCAGAGUUUUAAAUACAGCCAAUCCUCGUCAACUGUUGGUUUUAAAAUUUAAGUUAUCGUGCCAAUAUUUCGUAUAAUUUUGAUUCUUCAGGUAUAUUGCGACUUUACACGUGCUAGACAUGGGUGGAACCUCAUAGCUCGAUUCUCAAACACUGAUACAAGGCACUGGAUGCUUGAUUCUGGUCAUUGGUGGUAUGAUAGAAGGGAGGCUUUCGGAGAAACUACUGAUCCAUCUGGCAACACUGACAUGAUAUCACCGUUAUUUUGGCUGCUUAACGGAAGUGAUUUCAAGAUCACACGCAGCGAUGACUCAGAGCAUACUGCUCUACUGCAAACCACAGAUAACUGUCUAGGAGGACACACAUUCCGUUCUAAAGUCACAAACUACGGUGAUUUCAGAAAUGGCACAAUUUGGCCCAAUGCAAGGUGCUUAGGAACAUGCAAAGUGCAAUAUGAUGGACAGUACCAAAUUACUGACGGCUUCGUGCGGGCUUCAUGUAACGGCAGCCUGCAAGCUGCUGAUAAGGUUGGCUUUUGGUGUGAGAUUGGUUGGAGCGGCUCCGUGAUUAUGAUUGGAGGAGCCGGAGGUGCAUGUGGUACAACGUAUCACGGGAUAGGCAUCACAACGGCAAAAGAGGCUUCAUUCAGUGCAGAAAAUGGACGGGCUGAAGAUGAUUUUGGAAAUAGUCCGUGGGGCUCAUCUGAACGGAGUUACUCAUUAAACUUGUGGAUAAGAUGA
Pocillopora meandrina is the source of this 4600-nucleotide messenger RNA. The record is from the annotation of a GenBank genome assembly. Lineage: Eukaryota; Metazoa; Cnidaria; Anthozoa; Scleractinia; Pocilloporidae.